Molecule: messenger RNA, 4581 nt
Organism: Colletotrichum abscissum
Lineage: Eukaryota; Fungi; Ascomycota; Sordariomycetes; Glomerellales; Glomerellaceae
Exons: 5
Coding region: 1-4581 (1526 amino acids)
Source: RefSeq, a predicted model, not a curated record
AUGGCGCAAGCAAGGAUGCCUGAACUGGCCGAUAUGGUCAGAAGGCAAUAUCACAGGUUCCCUUCCGAUACGUGGGAAGCUACACGUCUCGCACUCGAUAACCCAGAACCCCAUCGCCUCUUCGAACACAUAGAGACACUCAUCUCCACACGCAAGAUCGAUGCGAUUCUUCAUAGUAAUGCGGACUUCCGCGGGCUCAUGGCAAGUCUGUACGGUCAACGGUACGAGUGGCUUCAAGAUGCGGACCUCGGAGACGCUCGUUGGGGGGUGACCCAAGAAGAGGGCGUCGAGGAUCUCGCCGCGCAAGCCAAGGCAGCCGAAGACGACGGUCGGAGUUUGGAAAACCGGAAGAGAGAUAUCAUGCUCAGGAAGCUUGUCGAAGGCGGCGACGAUCUAGAAAGGUGGGCCAAGGUCCUGGGCUUCGAGGGCACCAGCUUCUCCCGGGCCGAGAUCGAAGCCGUCGCAGCAAAGAUGAGGACCGAAUCUGGGUUGGUGGAAGGCCAAGGCCGUCCUGCUUAUGGUGUGGGAGAGGAGAGAGAGGGCACCGGCGGCCCGGAUACCACUGGGUGUCUGGACGGACCCGAAGGUACGUACGGUCCUUCGACGUACGCAGGUCAGUCGAGCCUCCUCGUCGACGAAGAGCCGGUCCAGCCUGAGACAGUGCCACGAGCCCCUGCCGAGGGCGGAGAGGCACCCAGGAACCCCUUUACGACGGAGUGGCGUGCCCGCGAUAACCCCGGAAACUGGAAGUGGCCGCAGACCCUUGACCCCUAUUACAGCAGCAACCAUUUCAUCAGGAGGUCGACGAAGUACAAGCAUCCUGAACGGAACUCUCCACCAGACGAUGACGAUGAUGAAGAGGAAGACGAGGAGGAAGAUAACGAGGAUGACUCAGCUCAGGAAUGGGAAAGAGAUGAUUCUGAGGGUGAAAGGAUGCCCCCGAGUGCGUUAGCUGCCUUGGCCACGACUAGUCGGACUCGGACAAAGUCUAAAUUAAAGACAGUAACAUCAACUCGAGGCGAGGGCUCUCGCAGCAGUCAAAAAGACAAGGGCCGAAAAGGUUCACGGUUACGUAGAGGUCAGCCACCAAAGACGAGCCGUCCGACUACCACCGAAAGACUGCCUAGAGGCAGUGAAGAUGGACGAGCUUCUGUUCGCUUCUCGGGAUUUACGGAGUCGCCUCCAAAGCCUCAAGGUCCUGUGAAAUCCCCUUUCGUUUUGGACACCAGGGCAACGCCUCCGCGCGAUGAUACGACUGCCCCCUAUAUCACCGUCGCCGACACAUCAUCAUCCACUGGGCAUCGUUUACCCGCAAGCCGAUCUGGACGCGGCAGUCGUCUCUUGAGAAACUCUGCCCUCGCCCCUCCAUCGACACAACCCCCUCGUAUCUUCACUCCCGUUAGAGAAAUCUAUGUUUCCGAAUCCGCAUCGCCCAGCACCGCAUCAGAGGCAUCCGACGUCGAUAUGGUCGACCCCGAACCCGAAGAUGCAGAUGCUGCUGCUACCACUACCACCAGAAACGACGGCGAGAUCUCUGAAGACCUCCGCAGCGGACCCUACGACAGCCAGUGGCUCAUCAACUGGUUCAAACAAGACCCCGCCACCACAGAAGAGGACCUGCGCAUGAUCGACUACAAGGGCUGGCGCGUCCCCGCACCCAAACUCCAGCUCGUCCGCAUCAAAAACUUCCUCGCGGACGAGGACACUGACCGCACCCUCGACUGGAAGCGCAAGUGUGCCGAGAUUGGCGAGUUCUUGCAGUACUGCAUCCGCAUGGACGGCGUCACCAAAAAGGACUGGUACGUCGACCUCCGCGAGGCGAUCAGCAUGCUGCAUACCCACAAGCUGUUCGAAGAGCACCACUACGGCACGAAGAAGCUCGUCGUCGAUUUCCCCAAAAUGGGCGCCGUCAGCACGCGACUGCCACCCUUACUCGACGGGCGCGACAUCGUCGUCGAGAAGAGGGCUAGGGAUCCCGUGCGGCCUCGUUACCUCCUACACCGCGUGCCCGAGUCCGUCCAGGACGUCGACUACCAGAUCCCCGGACCGCUGCUACGAAUGGCAUUUCUCAAGUGGUUCCGCGAGGACGGGAACCUCGUGUGGGCCGCGGACCCGAACAGCGACGAGGCGCCCGGCUCGGGAGAGCGCGGGCAGAGGUUCGGGUACGAGCCAGACUUCAACAUGGCGCUCACGGAAGACGAGUGGUUCGAAAAAUGCAUGACGGGAGGGCCCGAGGCGACCUCGGACGAGCUCCACGGCGAGGCCAACUUUUACCUCCUCAUGGACGAGUACGUCGGCGGCGAGGUCAACACGUACGAGGACGAGGGCAAGACGCGCAAGUUGCAGAAGUUCUACCCCGAGGGCGAGACGCAGCAGCGCUUCGCCCGUUUUCGCGGAGCAAAGCGCGCGGCGCUGCAGCAGUGUCUCUCGCAUUUCAACAGCGAGGAGAACGUGGCGCUCGCGAGUCCCUUUCGGAAAUUGGUGCUGCCGCUGACCAAGAGGGAGAAGGCGGCUGCGCUGGCUGAUGCGAGGCGGGAUAUCGUGUACAAGCCUCACUCUGUCAAGGCGCCGCCGCCGGGGACCAAGCUUGACCCGCUCGGUAUCACGUACUGGCAUAACCAGAUGCAGGCUGCCCAUCGUGACCGCGCGUAUACAUUGUGGAAGAAAACGGUGCGUAGUAACGAGAAGAUGCUGGAGGACAUGGGGGUCGACAAGGACACGGUGAGGCUCCCCGAGCAGCUGUACGGUCCCGUCACACCCUGGCAUUUCUUGAGGAAGAGCGAGAGGAGGGUGCUCAUCGACUUUCAUCACCUGCGCAUCCUCCGCGAGAAACUCACGAGUGCGUACAAUAAAGAUCCGCGGGAGAUGCUCGAGGGCGUGAUCAAGAACAUCGAGUACGGGCUCAAGGGGGCGCCCUCGUGGGACGUGGAGGAGGUCCUGGCUGCCCACCGGGAGAAGAACGGCGGACACUGUCGCCCCCUCAAACCAUGGGAGGUGGAUUGGCUAAAGUUUGUCUGCGGGCCGUCCACGACGGUCAAGGCCCAGCAGUCGGUGCUCCCGAAGCUGGGGCGCGACUUUGACGUGUUUGUCGCGCGGAUGCAGGCGCUGCUGAACCAGCCGAGCCAGGUGUGUCUCUUUGCGGGGCAGGAUCGCAAGAACACGCUGCCGCGGGUUGCCGGUGCCCUUAACGACGGGAUUCGAACGGGCGACUAUUUCUUCACUGAUGAUUUGGUGAAUAAGUACAGCAAGGUGCUGGCCGAAUAUGGAAGACUCACCUACGAACGCUCAGAAACUGGCGAGGUCUCCAUAAGCCGACCCAAAAACGACUGGCACCCAGAACACCGCAUGAACUGGGACAUCGGCACCGACUGGGCCCAAGAAACGGACCAGAACAAGCUCUUGUACCACCGCCUCAACGUUCCAAACCCAUUCGUCACGUGGGAAUGGCCCUCGGCUUUCGCAAAGUUGGACGAGAUCAACCUGACGCGCACGCUGACAAAGGAGCUCCUCUGGACCCUCGGCUACCGCCUCGGCGUCGAGCUCGCGAGGUGUGUCGUGAACCUCCCCAUCAUCAACCAGCGCCUCAAUCACGGCAACGACUGGGAGUACCGCAAGACGCAGCUGCAGGACGUCCUGGGCAUGUGGGGCAGCAGCUUCUCGCGGGACAGGCCCGGCGAGGAGGACACGGUCACGCCGCGGGUGUCGUACAAGAGCGUCGUAAAGGCAGGCGAGCCGCAGACGUGGACGGAGGAGAUGACGGAGGAAGAAGCGCGCGAGGUCGUCCGGCGGGGCAUCAUAGACGAGCUCUCGCGGGGCCACGGGACGCUGUGGCCCAGUCGGCCGCGGUGGUUCCACAGGCGCCGGGACGACAAGCGCUUCAUGACGCUGCACCGCGAGCGGAUCUGGGACUGGGCGUCUCCCGGCGUGUGCGGUAAGAAGAAGCGGCAGUUCUUUUCGAUGAACCGGUGGCCGGUGCAUCUGCAGAGCAGAGAGCGGCAGGAAGAGAUCAGGCGGAGCGUGACGGACGAGGGGUUGCGGAAGCAGGCCGAGGCCGACGAGCUGCGGACGAAGAUGGCGAGGCUCGCGGAGAGCGUGAGGCCUACUGCGGACGAGAUUCGGCAGACGCAGAUAGCGCAGAUGCUUUCUGUGCCGUAUCAUGUUGGCGACGAUCGGAGGACCGAGUUUUUCCCUGGUGUGACGGAGUACUGGGGUGGCGAUACCGAGUCGCAGAGGCGGGAUCUUGAGAGGCGUGCGGAGGCGAUGAUUAAUGAAGAGCUAUUUCCCAACGACGGCAUUGCGCCUCGCGGAACGGGGUGGAUCAGUCGUGAGGCGAUCCAGACGCCCGGCGCUGAAACCCCUGAAUUGAUAGAAAUUGAUCCGGACCUGGUGCCGAGAAGCGUUCCGGCCUGGGUCCCCUCGGGGCGAAGGACGUCGUCGGCAGCGGGUGGGGCUAGUGCGGAGGAAACUCAGCCGACGCCGGCGACGGGUCGGCAGUCGCUGUUCCCACCACGGCAUCCACCGCGGCAGAGACGAGUGCGAUUUAACGUCGCGGCUCAGGAGGGUAGCGAUUCGGAGAAGUAG